CAACGCAAGAACGUAGUUAAACGUCGGAAGUGGUUGAAAAAAUUUGUUCCGGUUUUUGUUGGAGAUGUAAAUAGCGUUUUGAUUCUAAAGAAAAAUCAUGUCAUCAACAGAUGUCGAGGAAUUUUAUUCAAACGAUAUCGUUUAUCGUAUCGAUGCGCGAAAACGAAUAGUUCACGGAAUCGUAUUAGACAGUUACGAAGACUUGGGCAAUUCGGAUGAGCACAAUGCGUUACAAAAGGGUCAAUUACGCGUUUUAUGGUCAAAUAAUUCCCGUGAACUCGUUUGGAGGCAGAAAAAAGUAAGGUUAUUAAGUCGAAAUAUCAUUCCUGGCGAUAUCGUGAGACGACUUGUUCAUGGUAAAGAGACUCAACGAGGAUAUUGUAAGGAUUCUAAACAGUUUGCAACUAUACAAAUUGUUGGGACUGAUAAAAUAGUUGAAGGAGUAUUUGGAAAUCGUUUAAAUCCGGUCACCCCAUAUGAUCGAAAUGUUAUCGUGUCACUUGGAGAAAAAGUUGGAAGAAUACAGAAAUUGGAUCAGUUGAUUACCAUGAGAUCAAAAUGUGGAUCAACUGUUGAAAUUUCUGAUAACUACAAUAUGGAAAUUGGUGAUUACUGGAUGCGAAAAAGAAAUAGGGAUUAUUUAGAAUUGUAUUAUGCAGGUCAAGAAGUGAUUUGUACACCUUGCGAAUUGGAACGUCCACGUUGGAUUCAUAUGACGAAAUCUAUGAAACGCAAUAUGCAAAUGCGUCAAAGGUUUACCAUUCAAAAAGUGGAACCCUCAUGCGUUUGUGUAGUAUGGUUUGAAGGUGAUGUGGCUUUAAAAGAUAUUUCAAAUCAUUAUACGGAUCUAACUCCUAAAGAUAUAAAAUCUUUAAAAUACCUAGGAUCAUUAGAAAAUAAUUACCUGGAUUUAGGACAACGAAAACUAUUAACAUUAACAUCCAUGGAUCGAUUAAUAAGAAAGCGUGAUUGGAAUCGAAAACAGAUUGUUCUACAUCGGUCUGAAUUCGUAAAAGUUAUACAUAAUAAAACCUUGGGAAAAAAAUGCAAUCUGAAAAACGCCCGUAAUAGUUGUACCGCUGCCAAUAAAACGAUAACGAAUGUAAACGAUGAAACGGAUGAAGACUGGUUUACGGAAGAAGUUUCGGAGACCGAGCGGGAUGACGAACAUUUCGCCAGUUCACCAUCGUCUUUAGCUUCUCUACUUCAAUCAGAUAAAUCAACAAUUUCGAUUACGAAAAAAGCUGAUUAUAUCGUUUAUCCUCCUAAAACAUCGGAUUUGGUUGUUGGCCGUACUGUCCCAGUAGAGGUUAUCUGCUUCGAAUCAAAAACAACGGUCGUUUGGCAAGAUGGAACGGAAGAAACCGAUAUACCGUCAACGGAACUUUACUAUUCAAUUUCGUUAGAUGAUCACGAAUUCUUUCCCGGGGAAUGGGUUCUUAUGACGGAUGAUAGGGAUAACACUGGCAAAUUUGGCGUUGUUCAAGCGGUUAAUCAUCUAGAAAGAACUGCAAAGGUGAAAUGGUUUAAUAAUUCUUUGACAAAUGAUGGGCCGCCUGAAGUCAUUAACAUAACAGAAAUAAGUGUGUACGAUUUAAAGAAACACACGAAAUUCGCUUUUCGCCCUGGUAGUCAUGUUAAAAAUAAAAAUGGAGGAUUUCAAGGAAAAUUAGGUUUUGUUAGAGAUAGUUGUCCAGAGGGUUAUGUAAUGGUCGAAUGGCAUAACGGUCAAACAGAAGAUUGUUGGCCGCAAACGAUCGAAUUAAUUUCGGACGGUGGUGAUUUCAUAUUUUCAAAUAGCGAUGACGACGAAGGUGAUAUGUCAAGUGUUGUCUCUUGGGAAACGGAAAGCAUCGAAUCCAUAGCUGGUGACCUAUCCGAAGAAACCACACUUCAAGUUAUGGCAGCCCGUUUGGAUUUCAUUCGAAAUCGGAUCGUUUAUUUAAAAGAGGCAUUUAAAAGUAAUAACGUUAAAGAGACUUUCACUUAUUUAAGGGAUUUGCUACUGGUUUAUGAAAAUUCAAGUUAUUUAGAUAAAUUGUUGGAUACGUCGUUUUUUAGUCCUAAGAGUAGACACUAUCAAAGUUUAAUGGCAUUGGUACGCGAAAAAGCAAAGUUUUGGGGUGUUGAGUUUAGGGGUCGCCUUUUCAGUUACGAUUCAGCAACAACAACCGGCAACAAUCAAUCGCCAACUUCGAAAGUUGUCUCUGCGGAGAAGAAUAACAUUCAGAAAUUAGUUAAAUUGGAACAUAAAAUUAACGCUCAGUUGGAGAAUCAACAACAGCAAAUUAAGGAUGUUUCUUCUGGAGAACCAUCGACUUCGAUCCCACCGUCCGAAUCGGAUCCUCCGUCGAAGAAUUUAUGCGUCGAACUUCUUUCGAUGUUAAAACCGCGAAUGGAUUUGGCUUACGCGGAGAUUAUGGCACGAAUCGGCGGAACGCAGGCGCACUCCGUAAUGACAAAAGCCCAAGAACAGAAUAUAGCAGCAUCGGCACCGUUACAAAGUAUUCCAACUACCCCAGAAAUUAUUCAACAGUUGAACUCGCCACCCGUUUUCACGUCCGACACAGCUUCCAGUCUUGCGUUAAUUUCCGAAGAAAAACCUCCUCCACAGAAUGUCGACGAUUACGUUGAUAAUAAUAAAAUAGACGAUGACAAUAGUGACAACUUUUACGUAAUGUUAGAUUCAGCACCGUUAAAUCAUCGUUUCAUCGGCAACAAAUUUGAACCGCACAAUAAACAAACGUUCUUCAAGUCGGUACAGAAAGAAUGUCAAUUGUUGAAGGAUUCGUUGCCGCCGGGAGUUUGGAUAAAAACGUAUGCAAAUCGUUUGGAUUUAUUAUCGGUAAUGAUUCGUGGCCCGGAUAAGACACCCUACGAAAACGGAUUGUUUAUUUUCGAAAUUCAACUGAGUUCUGAUUAUCCUCGAUCGCCCCCACUUUGUCACUACGUUAGUUACAGCUCGGAACGUUUAAAUCCGAAUUUGUAUGUUGAAGGAAAAGUGUGUAUAUCGUUGUUGGGUACUUGGAUGGGCCAAGGCACAGAAGUUUGGGGACCCGAAAGCACUUUAUUGCAACUUAUCGUUUCGAUUCAAGGAUUAAUUCUCGUUAGCGAACCGUACUACAACGAGGCGGGCUACGAAAGGCAAUCAGCCAGCCAACAGGGUUAUGAGAAUUCAAGAACUUACAAUGAACUGGUCGUUUUGAAAAUGGUUCAGUCAAUGACAGAAAUGAUUCGAUCGCCACCGGAAGUGUUUAAAAAGGAAGUGUUGGAUCAUUUCACGAAGGUCGGAGACAAGAUGUGCGAUCAUUUGAGAAAGUUUUGCAAUGAUGAUUGCGAUGUCUUAAAGCCGGAAUUUCCAUUGCUACCCGUUUCAAAAGGGCUUAAAAUAUCCUUGAAUACGUCGUUGGAUCAGUUUCAAUUGGUUUUGAAGAAUGUCGAACAAGAAAAAUGAAAUAAGAUGAAAAAUAAAUAUUUGUGAUGUACGUUUUUUUCGGGUUAA
Messenger RNA from Onthophagus taurus, 3502 nucleotides. RefSeq names its product (E3-independent) E2 ubiquitin-conjugating enzyme UBE2O. Gene Ontology annotation, molecular function: ubiquitin conjugating enzyme activity. The record is from RefSeq and is a predicted model, not a curated record. Lineage: Eukaryota; Metazoa; Arthropoda; Insecta; Coleoptera; Scarabaeidae.